Acipenser ruthenus (sterlet) is the source of this 6426-nucleotide messenger RNA. RefSeq names its product serine/threonine-protein phosphatase 6 regulatory ankyrin repeat subunit A-like. Gene Ontology annotation, cellular component: cytoplasm. Gene Ontology annotation, molecular function: protein binding. The transcript has 28 exons. Lineage: Eukaryota; Metazoa; Chordata; Actinopteri; Acipenseriformes; Acipenseridae. The record is from RefSeq and is a predicted model, not a curated record. The coding region runs from base 385 to 3639 and encodes 1084 amino acids.
GCAACUGCUGGAUGCAGAUAAUUGUGAGCCAAAUUGCUUGUUUCAGCAGCCUCUGGAUAAAUGGGGAGUUCAGUGGUUCUAAAUAUUGUUGUCUUCACCAGGCUCAAGUAAACGAUCAGCACAUUGGAAUAUUGCGUGGGUGUGUGUUUUGUUUUCCCUUUGGGUUUAAAAAUUUGAAAUGAUUUUAAUGAGUGCAUUUUAAUGAGUUCCUGCUUGAAUCAUUCUGCUACUGCUGUAUACUUGAACCAGUGGUGUGAAUUUCUACUAUAUCAUGCCCUCUGGCUUUUAUAAGGCAACUGUCUGACGGCUCCCUUUGUACCUUGUUACUGGAGCAGUGCAGCAGAAGGUUUGGAAUAUAAUAGGGUUGUUUUGAAAGAGGAUCGGAUGAGCCGUGUGUGUAUUGUUGUCUUGGAGGAGGUGGAAGAGGAUCCCUCUACUUUUGUUUCGAAAGUUCCUCUGGACAGUUUUCAACCUGCUUCACAUUUGCCUACUCAGGAUGUAAAGCCACCGCUGGUGCAAGCUAUAUUUAAUGUGGAUCCCGAUGAAGUCCGAUCCCUUAUAUUCAAAAAAGAAGAUGUAAAUGUACAGGAUAAUGAAAAGAGAACCCCCCUACAUGCCGCGGCCUAUCUAGGAGAUGCAGAAAUUAUUGAACUCCUUAUUUUGUCAGGCGCUAGAGUUAAUGCCAAAGACAGCAAAUGGUUGACUCCUCUACACAGGGCAGUUGCUUCUUGCAGUGAGGACGCGGUUCAGGUGUUGCUGAAACACUCGGCUGAUGUCAAUGCCCGUGAUAAGAACUGGCAAACCCCAUUGCACAUAGCUGCUGCAAACAAAGCUGUGAAGUGCGCAGAGGCUUUGGUGCCUCUUCUCAGCAAUGUCAAUGUCUCAGACCGAGCAGGGAGGACUGCUUUACACCAUGCUGCCUUCAGUGGUCAUGUGGAGAUAGUGAAGUUGCUACUGUCAAGAGGUGCCAACAUUAAUGCCUUUGACAAGAAAGACCGUCGUGCUCUUCAUUGGGCUGCUUAUAUGGGCCACAUUGAAGUUGUUAAGCUCCUUGUGUCCCAUGGAGCUGAAGUGACCUGCAAAGACAAGAAAGCCUACACACCGCUUCACGCUGCAGCCUCCAGUGGGAUGAUUAGUGUUGUCAAAUACCUUUUGGACCUUGGUGUUGACAUUAAUGAACCAAAUGCCUAUGGAAACACACCACUUCAUGUGGCAUGCUACAAUGGCCAGGAUGUGGUAGUGAAUGAACUUAUUGAAUGCGGGGCUAAUGUCAACCAAGUGAAUGAAAAAGGUUUUGCUCCUUUGCACUUUGCUGCGGCAUCUAGACAUGGAGCACUGUGCUUGGAGCUUCUCGUCUGCAAUGGUGCAGAUGUUAAUAUCAAGAGUAAGGAUGGGAAAACGCCAUUGCACAUGACAGCAAUUCAUGGCAGAUUCUCCAGGUCACAGACCAUUAUUCAGAAUGGAGCGGAGAUUGACUGUGAAGAUAAGAAUGGCAAUACUCCUUUGCACAUAGCAGCUCGAUAUGGCCAUGAGCUCCUUAUAAACACACUAAUCGCCAGCGGAGCUGACACUGCGAAGCGGGGUAUCCACGGAAUGUUUCCGCUACAUCUAGCAGCACUUAGCGGCUUUUCAGACUGCUGUAGGAAGCUUCUUUCCUCUGGCUUUGACAUCGACACCCCAGAUGAUUUGGGGAGAACCUGUUUACACGCCGCUGCAGCUGGAGGGAACUUGGAAUGUUUGAAUCUUCUGCUCAACACUGGAGCAGACUUCAACAAAAACGACAAGUUCGGACGGACUCCUCUACAUUAUGCUGCUGCCAACUGCAACUACCAGUGCCUGUUUGCCCUUGUGGGAUCUGGAGCCAGUGUCAACGACCUUGAUGAGAGAGGCUGCACACCACUGCAUUAUGCAGCUGCAUCAGACACAGAUGGAAAGUGCCUGGAGUAUUUACUCCGGAAUGAUGCAAAUCCAGGGAUUCGAGAUAAGCAGGGUUAUAAUGCUGUGCAUUAUGCAGCUGCUUCUGGCCAUCGGUUGUGUCUUGAACUGAUUGCAAGUGAAACGCCUCUAGAUGUGUUAAUGGAAACUUCAGGUGCAGACAUGUUGAAUGACUCAGAUACAAGAGCACCAAUUAGUCCUUUGCACUUAGCUGCCUACCAUGGUCAUCACCAAGCCUUGGAGGUGCUUGUCCAGUCCUUGCUGGAUCUGGAUGUCAGAAACAGCAAUGGGCGGACACCACUGGACCUUGCUGCUUUCAAGGGACACGUGGAGUGUGUGGAUGUGCUGAUUAAUCAGGGAGCCUCCAUCCUAGUAAAAGACUAUGCCUUGAAGAGGACACCUAUCCAUGCUGCAGCUACAAAUGGCCAUUCAGAAUGCUUGCGGCUGCUCAUAGGCAAUGCAGACCUUCAGACUGCUGUUGACAUUCAGGAUGGAAAUGGACAAACACCCUUGAUGUUGUCCGUUCUAAAUGGGCAUACAGACUGUGUUUAUUCACUACUCAACAAGGGAGCAAAUGUGGAUGCCAAAGACAAGUGGGGGAGGACAGCACUGCACAGAGGGGCUGUGACUGGUCAUGAGGAAAGCGUGGAGGCUCUGCUGCAGCACAGCGCUGGCUUCCUCACCCGGGACUGCAAGGGCAGGACCCCUGUGCACUUAGCAGCUGCCUGUGGCCACAUCGGCGUGCUGGGCGGACUGCUGCAAGCUGCACAAUCCAUGGAGAUCCUUCCCAUUGUAACAGAUAAUCGUGGCUACACACCACUGCACUGGGCCUGUUACAAUGGGCAUGACACCUGUGUAGAACUUCUCCUGGAACAAGAGAUUUUCCAGAAGAUGGAUGGCAAUUCUUUCAGCCCAUUGCACUGUGCUGUGAUAAACGACAAUGAAGGCGCUGCUGAAAUGUUAAUAGAUGCACUGGGUGCUAAAAUUGUCAACUGUACAGAUUCUAAAAUGAGGACUCCUCUUCAUGCUGCAGCCUAUACAGACCAUGUCGAAUGUUUGCAGCUGUUGCUCAGUCACAACGCUCAAGUAAAUGCAGUUGAUUCAUCUGGAAAAACCCCAUUAAUAAUGGCAGCAGAAAAUGGACAGACCAAUGCCGUUGAGGUUUUGGUGAGCAGCGCAAAGGCAGACCUCAACUUGCAAGAUGCUAAUAAAAACACCGCUCUUCACUUGGCUUGUAGCAAGGGCCAUGAAACUAGUGCCUUGUUAAUAUUGGAGAAGAUAACCGAUCGGAACCUCAUCAACUCAACCAACACAGCUUUACAAACGCCCUUGCAUGUGGCUGCCCGCCAUGGUCUGACUGUGGUAGUACAAGAACUUUUAGGAAAAGGCGCUAGUGUUCUUGCUGUAGAUGAGAAUGGUUACACACCCGCCUUGGCAUGUGCCCCAAACAAAGACGUUGCUGACUGCCUUGCUCUUAUCUUGGCCACCAUGAUGCCUGUGUCUCCUAACGCUACUUUGCCCCCCCUUAGUUUUAAUGCCAUUAAUCACUACACCAACGCUUCCAAGACCGUCGCCUUCGACUCGCUGUCCAUCUUGAGAAACGAACACGGCUCCUACUGCAGUUUCAACAACAUUGGAAGGGAGGACGGAUACCCUUACAAUGAAGACGAUGAACUCAAUGACUCUGACUCGGAGACCUAUUGAGCAUGCUAAUCCGCUAUGAAUCCCUGUGUGAACGACCAAGGAAUGAAAUGAAGGAUAGCUUUGACUUUCUGAACCUGAAGAGCUCAAACAAGAUUUCAUUGGAUGGCAUUGUUGUUUCUUGAGUGACUAUCAGAUGAGCCUUAAGUGUGUAAAAAUUGAAGGAUGCUGAGCUUUGGGUGGGUUUCUUUUUCAAAGCUGAUGGCAAAAAGAAAAGCCAAUUUAUUUUAUUAUUGUAUCUUUACUAUUUAAUUUCCAGUGCCAGAAGUCAUUUCAGCAGUGUACUCAACUACUAAAAUAUAUGUUAUUUAGAAUGAAGCAACAUUUUAAAAUGAGACUCUAAAUAUAAAACUCUGUUGUUGGCAAUAAACCAGUGUGGGAUAUUAGCACUUGAUCUCAGUAAGUUGCCAAAGGGACCAAAUAGUUCAACUUUUUUCAACCUAUUGUGAGCAAGUAUAGGAUUCAAUUUAGUUAAAUGUAUUAGAAGAUUGAUUUAAUUUAUUAUAAUGGAAAGGCAACAAAGUAAUUCUUAAUCAUUACUUUGCUAAGAGUGUAAAUCCAAAAGCCUCAAAUGCAUACAAGAAAUACAAUAUACAUGGGGAGAAGAAUUUACUUUUGAGACAUUUUAACAAAAUUGUCUUGCUUUUCUAAUAAAUAUCGACUAGCUAAUAUGGUGCUGUCAGGGUUAUACAUUUCACACUGUAAAUAAAUGUCAAUUACAGUCAGUUUUUGAAAUCCUUGUUUUAUUGUAAUUUUUUUUGUUUUGUUUUUUAAUUUGAAAAUAAGCUUUGAGUGAAGUGGAUAAAACACAUCAGAAUGAAGUCACUUGUUCAGUAUAAUGGCCCAACGUGUGUAUUUUCAGUUUUGUGCUAUAUCGCUGCAUUUUAUGAUCUGUGUUGGUCUUAGCAUUUUUUUUUGUUUUGGUGCCUUCAUGUUUUUAAUAGUGGGGUCAUUAGGUCUAGGGUGGCAGCCUAAGAACUGUGGCAAAUUUAAGGAAUGCUACAUUACUUUAAAGAAGUGGCCCUGAGAUUAUUUCAAGUUUGACACUAAUUUUAUGUAAAACAAGAUACUGCAUUAGCGCAGAAAACUGAAAUAGUUUGCCUUGAAAUGAAGAACACUGUAUAAAACCAAUGCCAGGAUUGCAUGGUUUUUAUCUUCGGUCUAAAAACAGAUACAGCUUGUUUUAUUUUUGUUGUAUUUUUUUUGCUUCUCAUUUAUUGCCAUUUUUAUGCAUUUUACGGGCUUUGCUUUUUUACAUGCAAGAUAUUGCCAGUCUUGCAUGUGAACUUUAACGAUAAAGAAACGUAUUUCUUUUAUUUUCAAUGCGUUUUAAACUGGAACUCUGUACAGUAUAUCAGCUGGUUUUCUGAAAAAUAGGAGUGUGGAGCGGGACAAUUUCAUCUGUUUAAUACAUUUUGUGAUUUCUAUUUUGAAGAGAUGAAAUGAUAGCAUGUAUAUAGGAAAUAGUGACUGCUUGGAUACUAUACCUACCUGCACUCUUUAAAUACAUCUCUGAGAUUCCUGUAUAUUUUAUGGAUUAUAAUAAAAUCCACAUGUGGGUUGUAUGUAAUUUAAUAGUCGAUUUUAUUGUUUGUGGUAUUUUUAUAAGUGUCAGUUAUAUACAGUGAAACCUGAAUGAAGCAGCUAACAACUUGCUGUGUAUGUGUGGGUACUUCAUAAUGCCUCAGUCCCCCCCACGUCCCACUUUUUUAUUUUAUUUUAAAUUCUGCCUGUCGAGCAGUUCACUACUUCAUUUAGUUAGCUGAAUAAAUACAGGUUUUAUUGUAUACGUGUCUGUCUUGUUUUAGUUUUUUUUUUUUUUGUUUCUCGGAAAUACUACUUCUGCCCACGAUCCCUGCAUGAAAUACUAAGAGAACAAAUUAGCCUUUUUUUUAAAUAUAUAUAAAAUACGACUUUUGUUUCCAGGCAAAUGAACAAGUUCUGUAGAAUAGGGUAUAAACCGUCUGCACUAGACUGUACUGUACGGAACUAUAUAGGUCCCCGUAUGAUAUGUAGGCUGCACCCAGAAAUAUAGUGCUGUGGUUUGGGUUAAAGGGCUGGGGGGAGAAAAAACUACGUUUCCCAGCAUGCUGCAGUGAGCCCAGUAAUUAUCUAAAGCUGUCGCACCUAUUUCUAAUUAGGCAAGACUAGCAAGGAUAUAAAAGAGGCUUUUCAAGCCAGUGUUACUGUAUUAUUCCUAACUAUUUGUAGAAGGAGGUAUAACAAUGAGGCUUAGCUGACACCACUGCUAGGAAGCGACUAUGCAGAGAAGAUGACAAUCAAACAAAUGAGUGGGGGUUGUCCAUUCCAAAAAAUUGCAAGGCACGAAAUGCAUUGAUUGCUUUUCCUUAACAUUUAAAAGGGGAACUAAACAUCAAACCAACAGCCCUGCCAUAGUAACUUGUCUAGGAAAUUGUGGUGUAACAGAGGCCACACAAGAUGACGAGUCACUGGACCAUUUUCAGAGAAAGGCAGCAAAGACGCCUCCAGCACUCAUUAAAAACUGGGAACAAAUGAUUAUCUAAAAGACAAAAAACUAGUGUAAAAGACACAAGAAGAAUUAUUUAUUUUUAUUGUAGGGUGGGUGGGGGUUCUUAAGGCUUAAAGUAGUCCUUGCAGUGGGGUGCAGGGGUGAUCUAACCUUAUUCACUGGAGCAGGUUGAUUUGAGACUAUCAGCGCUCCUUUCAACAAACCUAACGACUGAACAAAAUAAAUACUUAAUAUAUUGACUGUAUUUAAAUUACUCCGGAGUACUGUUUUCUGAAUAAAUAAAAUGUGUAUGACCAUUA